Molecule: messenger RNA, 3519 nt
Organism: Aureobasidium subglaciale EXF-2481
Lineage: Eukaryota; Fungi; Ascomycota; Dothideomycetes; Dothideales; Saccotheciaceae
Exons: 4
Coding region: 1-3519 (1172 amino acids)
Biological process (GO): signal transduction; fungal-type cell wall biogenesis; protein phosphorylation
Molecular function (GO): diacylglycerol-dependent serine/threonine kinase activity; ATP binding
Source: RefSeq, a predicted model, not a curated record
AUGAGCAACAACGAGGAUGCCGCCGUCAGCGAUCUCUGUCGCAAGAUAGAGCGUGAAAAGACGCUGAUCGCCGGCUUCAACUCGAUGCGACAGGCUACCAACAACAGCCAAGUCAACUCACGUAUCGACUCGCAGGUCCGCGAUGCUCAAAGGAACCUCAAGUACUUUGAGAAGACGCUGCAGGACUUGCAGUCCCGCAAGCUGGGCGACCACAUGUCCAACAUGAACCUCUCCAACGACUCCGGCCCGCCGCCGCCCUCGCACCAAGACGAUCAACAAGACCCCGGCAGCUACGGGACUCCCGGUCCGGGCGGAUACAGUCAAGGUGGUGGCAAUGGUCUGAUGCCUCCUCGCGCUCCCUACGCCCCGCCAGCGCCCGGCCAGGGUGGUCUCAAGAACAGACCCAACUACAGCAGAUUGGACCUCAUCAAGGCCGAAACACCCCAUCUCGGCCCACGCAUUCAGCUCAUGCUGUCACAACUCGAGUUCAAGCUCAGUGUCGAGAAACAGUACAAGGAUGGUAUCGAGAAGAUGGUGCGCUUGUACCAGCUCGAGGGAGACCGUAAGAGUAGGGCAGAAGCAGAAGGGCGUCGCAUCGAGAGUAGCCAGAAGAUCCACCUUCUCAAGCAGGCUCUGAAGCGCCACGAAGACUUGCACGUCGCGGAUAUCAGCACCGACAUGCAAGACGACGACAGCUUGAACAUACCCAGUCAGCGCAAACCCCUCAGCGGAUACCUCUCCAUCCGGAUCCAGGCCAUUGCCGACGUCGACCAUGCCGCGACUGGUAGAUUCUCGCGCGGACCAGAGACAUUUGUCAUCCUCAAGGUCGAGGACAGCUUCAAGGGUCGUACAAAGGCCACACGCACAGAUCGCUGGACCGACGAGCAACACGACUUUGACAUUGACAAGGCCAACGAGAUUGAGUUGACCGUCUAUGACAAGGCAGGCGAGCACCCCAUGCCCAUCGGUAUGCUGUGGGUGCGCAUCUCGGACAUUGCAGAGGAGAUGCGUCGCAAGCGUAUUGAGACCGAAGUUAAGAACUCUGGCUGGAUUUCUGCGGACCACAUGGGCGACUCAGGCCCACGUCCCGACACGCAGUUCUCUCCUCCUCCGGGAAGCUCUGGCGCUGGCUCGGCACACGCUGGCCAGCAAGGUCCCCCCGGAGGCUUCGGUGGUGGUCCAGCUCCUCUCACCAACCCAGUUGUAAUUGACGAUUGGUUCUCACUCGAGCCUGUUGGCAAGAUCAAGCUCAACUUGAGCUUUGUCAAACAAACACGAGAACGCAGACCAUUCGAUGUCGGCCUUGGGCGUAAAGGCGCUGUUCGUCAGCGCAAGGAAGACGCCGUCGAGCAGUACGGCCACAAGUUUGUUCAGCAGACUUUCUACAAUGUCAUGCGCUGCUCGCUGUGUGGCGACUUCCUCAAGUACACGGCCGGCAUGCAGUGCUCUGACUGCAGAUUGACCUGCCACAAAAAGUGCUACCCGAGCGUCGUCACAAAGUGCAUCAGCAAGUCCAACGCAGAAUCAGAUCCCGAUGAGGAGAAGAUCAACCACCGCAUCCCUCAUCGCUUCGAGGCCUUCUCCAACAUAGGCGCCAACUGGUGCUGUCACUGUGGUUACAUGCUCCCUCUUGGAAGGAAACAAGCUCGCAAGUGUAGCGAGUGUAGUUCCACCUGCCACAAUAACUGCAUCCAUUUUGUUCCAGACUUUUGCGGCAUCUCCAACGAGAAAGCGAAUGAGAUUCUGGGAGAAAUCCGCAGAGCCACCAAGGGCCGCCAGGGUACCAGCAUGUCGGAGCGCAAGCUGCGCCCUGGUACCUCGAACAGUUUGAGGCCUCCUGCUCAGCCCUCUCAGCCUUCCUUCACCCCCUCUCCUUCUCACCAAGACCAGGCUUCAAACCCGCAGGAUAGACCACUCUCCUACGGCAAAGACCGCAUGUCAGAUGCCUACGAUGCUCCACCUCGUACCUCGCAGUACGGCGCUCCGGCCACCUCAGUCGAUGCUGCUCGUGCAUCCUUCGCCGCUCCUCCAUCCCCUCAACAGUCAGAAGCUCGCCCACCUCCCGCUCACCGCCAAUACUCGUCUCAAUCUGCCGCCGCAGCCGCUGCCGCCGCCCUGUCUGGCAAGCGUACAUCUGCCGCAGAGCAACGAAUCCCUCCUUACAACCGCUCCUCUACCGAUUACCAGAAACAGCAACAACAGCAGCAGCAGCAGCAACAGCAACAGCAACAAGCGUCAAGUCAAAGAAGCUCCACUGCGACCACCAGUGGAGAUCAAUACUCUUCACAGCGAAACUCCCAGCCCCAGCCUGCAGGCUACAACCCAGCAGACUAUGCUGCUGUCAGUGGCUUCCCAGUUCAGCCUCUUCAGCAAGCUCCCCAGCAAGCUCAACCUCCACGUCAGCAAUACCCUUCGGCUCCAGCUCAGACCACUCCUACUAUCAACACGCCUGCAUCACCACCAAGCAAGACUGCAACAUCCAUGGGUCCUCCUGCAAGAAAGACUCAAGGUGGUAAUGUUCGUGUUGGUCUCGACCACUUCAACUUCCUUGCUGUCCUCGGCAAGGGUAACUUCGGUAAGGUCAUGCUUGCCGAGACCAAGCAGUCCAAGCAGCUGUAUGCCAUCAAAGUUUUGAAGAAGGAGUUCAUCAUUGAAAACGACGAAGUCGAGAGUACGAGGUCAGAGAAGCGUGUCUUCCUCAUCGCGAACAAAGAGAGGCAUCCUUUCUUGACCAACCUUCAUGCUUGUUUCCAGACUGAGACCAGAAUCUACUUCGUCAUGGAAUACGUUAGUGGUGGUGACUUGAUGUUGCAUAUUCAGCGUGGCCAGUUCGGUACCAAGAGAGCUCAAUUCUAUGCUGCAGAAGUGUGUUUGGCGUUGAAGUACUUCCACGAGAACGGUGUCAUCUACCGUGAUUUGAAGCUGGACAACAUCCUCCUAACGUUGGAUGGACACAUCAAAAUCGCUGAUUAUGGUCUCUGUAAGGAAGACAUGUGGUACGGCAGCACAACCAGCACGUUCUGCGGUACUCCCGAGUUCAUGGCGCCCGAGAUUCUUCUAGACAAGAAGUAUGGCCGUGCUGUCGAUUGGUGGGCCUUCGGUGUCCUCAUCUACCAAAUGCUUCUCCAACAAUCGCCAUUCCGCGGUGAGGAUGAAGACGAGAUCUACGACGCUAUUCUGGCAGACGAGCCUCUCUACCCUAUCCACAUGCCGCGCGACUCGGUAUCAAUCCUGCAGAAGCUUCUUACACGUGAGCCCGAGCUCCGUCUGGGUAGUGGACCUACCGAUGCUCAGGAGAUCAUGAGCCACCCAUUCUUCAAGAACAUCAACUGGGAGGAUAUCUACCACAAGCGCGUACCUCCACCUUUCUUGCCUACCAUUAAGGGCAAGGCUGAUACCAGCAACUUCGACACCGAGUUCACGAGCGUUACACCAGUUCUUACACCUGUACAGUCAGUGUUGACUCAAGGCAUGCAAGAAGAGUUCAGAGGAUUCUCAUACACGGCCGAUUUCGUUUGA